Lymnaea stagnalis (great pond snail) is the source of this 3068-nucleotide messenger RNA. The record is from the annotation of a GenBank genome assembly. NCBI's taxonomy places the organism in Eukaryota, Metazoa, Mollusca, Gastropoda, Lymnaeidae.
AUUUAGUAUAUGCAGAUGGAAAUGUCAGACAGGAUUUGAUCGGUCAGAAGCAGCUUUUUCAAACGAAUUCCUAAUUUCUUGUUGUUUUUUUUUUUUUUAAAUGUAUAUAUAUGUUUAGUUAUGUUUCGAAUUUCGUCUUAUACACAUAGAUUAUUGUGUAGGUGUGUUUUAUUCAAAUGCAAAGAACAGUUUCAUUUUUAUGUUAGGCCACAAAAUUAAAGGAAGGCCAAAAGUGUAAAAAAAACUAAACUACUAAACACACCGAGACGGAGUGGUUCGGUCACUGUUCAGUGAAUUUUUGUACAAAUGAAGGUGAAGAGUAGGUGAUGAAGACUCACGACUAACUUAAAAACGCCACUAUUAACUAAAUGAAUGUCUGAUUACAAAUUUCGUCUGAUCACAAAUUCCAUUGGAUAUAUAAUAUAUAGUGUAGGCCUACACAUUAUAAAGUAAAGAAUGGCAAUUUACAUUAUUUACAACUUUGUCACACAAAUCAUUUGUCGAAAAAGUUAAUAAAAAUAAAAUAAAAAUGUUGAUAAUAUAUGAUGUAGCUCUAUCUUCAAUGUAAAUGAUAAUAAAAAUUGAUAUACCCAAAUUAAAGUUCAAAUUAUUAUUAUGAUUAUGCCUUUUUAAUGUAGGUUUUUGAUAAGCAUUUGUCAUUUUGACAAACUGUAGUGGUUAUUAUGGAUGUCACUGCACUCUCUUUAAACUAGUCUAGAACACCAGUCCACAGUCUUUGAUCAUACCCUACUUCUACUAAUUAAUUAACUAAAAUUUUGUAUGUUUUCUUCUUUUUCGACAAAUUACUGCAUUAUGAUUGUGUUAAGUCCAAAGAAAACACAUUAAUAUUUAUUCAUGCAAUUUUAAAUUCAGAUAUCUCGAGGAGAUGCCUGUGAGGAGGUUCCAUAAAUCUCACGGUCAAAAUAUUCGACUCCUUCAGAAUAACACAGUGGCUCUGAGAGAAGUUAGUUUUGCUCAUGCUCUGGUCUUUAGUGAAAAACCUUUACAACCUGGGGAAAUAUUUCUUGUGGAAAUAGAGAAAACUGAGCGAGGAUGGAGUGGUCAUAUGAGAAUUGGACUUACAGAGGUAAUAAUAUUUUUAAUAAUGCUAUAAAGAAUAAUUGUAUAAAUGAACUUGAAACAGUUUUUACUUUUUGCUAUUUUUUUACAAAGUUUUUGUGCCAAAGUUAAAAGUAGUGGUACAUAUCAUCAUGAUAAGUGAAAAUUUCUACUAUUUACAUCAAAAUAUGUUCUAGUUUUAUGGAGUCAUAUGCAAUGAGUAUCCAAUGAUUGAGUCAUGAGAUCUCUUUACAGGUGGAUCCAGCCAAACAAGAAAAUGGCUUGCCACAGUAUGCUCUGCCUGAUCUUGCUGUGCUAGGACGAUGUUGGGUGUCAGCUGUGACGAAAUCUAGGAACCGUCUCCAGUACCACAGCCCUGAGAGAACUGUAUCAACUCUUCAAGUGCCAUAUACAUCUGUGCUUGGUAAUAGUGAAGUCAUAAGCACUUCUUGUGGACGGGUCCGGCGGUCUAUGCUUCAGCCAUCAUACUCACUAUUUCGAUCAGCAUUUGUAAAUAAUGUUAAUGGCCAAUCAUCUUUCGAAGGAGAGGAACCUUCUCUAAAAGCUGCCAAAAAACUAAUUCUUGCAACAGACGUUGGCUCUCGUAUUGGAGUCAUGUAUUGCCCUGAUGAGACUGGCUUUUUUGCACGUAUGCAUUUUAUAAUAAAUGGAGAAGAUCAAGGUCCAAGUGAUGAACAUAUACCACUCAAUGCGGACUCAGCACCAUUAUAUGCUGUUGUGGAUGUUUACGGUACAACUAAACAGAUUCGCUUGAUUGAACUUUAUAAAGGUAGGUUAUUAUGUGUAAGUUCCUAAUUAUACAAAUAAAUUAAAAAAAUGUAAGGUUAAUAAGUGUUUUUUAAGAUUUUAUUCUUUUUAUAGUUUCUAAUAAAUUUUAAAUUUUAUUGGAUGUAAUUUUUUAAUGUCUUCAACAAUGAUACAAUAUAACAAUGCUGAAUUGGAUUACUAUGUCCUGUAAUUUCUGCUUUAUUUAUAAAUAGAUGCGAUAUGAAGAUUAUUAGCUAUGAGAUACAAUUUCGGUAUCAUAGUAAUAAGUAACUGUACAUCUGUGAUCAUGUUUGGAGUAUGACAGAGGAAAAAUCUUUGUGAGGAUAUAUGCUUUGGGGUGUUAUUUUAAUAUGAGUUGGAUGAGAUGCUAAUAACUGAAUAUUAUUUUAUUUAUUUCCAGUGAGUUCCUUACAGAAUGCUUGCCGUGAUCUUAUCUUACAGACAACAUCCAGGCAUCAGCUUUCAGCACUCCCGCUGCCACAAAAAGUAAUCCAUUUUCUUUGUGAAGGAGAUAACUCCUAGCACAGUGCCCUCCCUCCCUCAUGAAGUGUGCAUCAUAUUAAAACCAAUUUUACAUACUUGAGUGACAACAUAUCUUAUUGUGAGCUUAUGUGUAUUUUUUAAGAAUCGCUCUACACUAUUGUGAUUAGAUCAUUAUGUGGUGUUUCCUACCUGCAUUAUUCCCUAAGUUGUGGAAACUGUACCGGUACAGUCAUUUGAUUUGAACAAACUGUGGUUUCACUGAUUUUACAUACAGCAAGAUUCUGCAAUGGGCAUAAUAUUUGUGGUUUUGGUUAAAGAAAAACUAGGCAUGUCUAAUGGGGAAAGUUAAGUGUGAGGGGGGGGGGAACUAGUGUGGCAUAUCAGUGGACCUCAAAAUGUUCAUGGCUAUAAACUAAAAAGUACUCUCAAUUUCAUACCCACUCAGUACUAACAACUUUAUUUUGGGAGUGUAAUAUUAAAUAUACUUCAUAAUGAAGGUAAAAGGCACAUGUCUAUUUGUGAAUGGGAUUUUGUAGCUUCCACUGUCCACUCCAAUCUUAGUCAAAGCCAGCCUUGAUGUUUGAUAUAGAAGUCAAUUGGGCCACAUUGUCAGCUUGCCUUGUAUCACUAGGUAAAACAUAGGUAUAUCAUGACAUGCCUUGUAUUACUAGUUACAACAUAGGUAAAUUGUUUCUUGCAUUGUAUCACUAUGUACAACAUAGGUAAAUUGUUUCAUG